Messenger RNA from Erpetoichthys calabaricus (reedfish), 1621 nucleotides. RefSeq names its product solute carrier family 10 member 7 (gene slc10a7). Lineage: Eukaryota; Metazoa; Chordata; Cladistia; Polypteriformes; Polypteridae. The transcript is spliced from 12 exons. Gene Ontology annotation, cellular component: plasma membrane. The record is from RefSeq and is a predicted model, not a curated record. Bases 165 to 1190 code for a protein of 341 amino acids.
CAUGGCGCCCUUCCGUGUGUAAGGAAAUAAGCCAGAGCGCCAGUUUUUUCUGGCCGGUGUGUGUCAGUUACAACUUACCAGAGACGGUCGAGAUUCGGUUCUCAUAGAAACGCCACUUUUGUAAGGCCAGACCGAGCCUAACGUUUGGUCUUGAGGCAAAAAAAAUGGGCAUUUUGGACAGGAUACGGAAGGAAUGGUUUAUCAUUGGAAUAGUACUGGUCAUUGCUCUAGCAAAAUUGGAGCCUGCCACGGGAGUGAAAGGAGGACCUUUGAAGCCAGAGAUAACAAUCACAUAUAUUGCAGUUUCUACCAUAUUUUUUAACAGUGGACUCUCAUUAAAAACUGAGGAGCUUACAAGUGCUUUGAUGCAUGUGAAGCUUCAUCUGUUUGUCCAGACCUUCACACUCGUGUUUUUCCCUGCAGCAAUAUGGCUUUUCUUGAAAAUCUUAUCAUUAACCACCAUCAAUGAAUGGCUGCUUAAAGGGUUGCAGACAGUUGGGUGCAUGCCUCCUCCUGUGUCCUCUGCAGUCAUUCUGACCAAAGCAGUUGGUGGAAAUGAGGCAGCUGCGAUCUUCAAUUCUGCCUUUGGAAGUUUUCUGGGUAUCGUUGUAACGCCUCUGCUGCUUCUGCUGUUUCUUGGCUCCUCCUCCUCAGUGCCUUUCUCCUCAAUUUUUUCUCAGCUGUUUAUGACUGUCGUAGUUCCUCUUAUAGUUGGACAGAUAGUUCGACGGUAUAUUAAGGAGUGGCUAGAGAGAAAGAAGCCCCCCUUUGGUGCCAUCAGCAGCUGCGUUCUCCUCAUGAUUAUUUACACCACAUUCUGCGAUACAUUCUCCAAUCCCAACAUUGACCUGGACAAGUUCAGCUUGGUCGUCAUCGUAUUUAUCAUAUUUUCUAUCCAGCUGACCUUCAUGCUUUUAAUAUUCAUCUUAUCCACUAGGGAGAAAUCUGGGUUCACGCCUGCCGACACAGUGGCCAUCAUGUUCUGCGCCACACACAAAUCCCUCACGUUAGGCAUUCCAAUGCUAAAGAUCGUAUUUGAAGGAUAUGAGCAUCUGUCAUUGAUAUCCGUCCCUUUGCUCAUAUACCAUCCUGCACAAAUUCUGUUGGGGAGUGUCUUAGUUCCUACAAUAAAGUCCUGGAUGACCACAAGGCAAAAGGCUCUGAAAAUGAUGCGACACCAGCCCGUAUAACUGGACGGGACGGCUUCUUGUCGAGAAGGAUGUUUCACGUGUCAAACAUAACAAUGCAGACGGAGACGCGCAUUUUGAAGAAUUGUGUUAUUGUAUUAAAUCUCCGUGAGAGGGGAUGACUACAGAUAAGUGCCUUCAGCUCAGAAGAGGACCACAGUGAAAACCAGCCAAUUUGAUGAUACAAGGGGGUUGGCUUCACAAGCCUUUGUUAUGCAAGCAAAAAUAUGUAUAUAUAAAUCUAAUUUUUAUAUGGUGAUAUUAAAGUUCAGUUUUGGGGCCAUACAAUCAAGACAUUGCCAAGUAUUACAAACUGGGUGGACAAUAAGAGGGCGGAAGACUUUAGGGAGAUGAUUCCAGGAUGGGUGUUCUGAUUGAGAGCUUUUAUAUUGUUAAUUGACUUAUUUUAUUAAAAUAUAUUUUACUUACUGUCA